AUGGCGUUUAAGAUUCACGUACACCCUUCAACAGUAAGCAUUAGGCAAGGACUUUACCCCAAAGGGAGCCCUUCCAGAAAUUCUCGAAGGCCUAAGCUGAACCCAGGCCUAAGAGGGGGUUUGGAAAUAGUUUUCAACCAGCAAUAGACGCGCCUCGGUUAGAACCUCACUAGCUGCGUCAUUGCCCCAAGCGCAAAGAUACUUUACUAAGACCACUGCAAUCUCAUUUUAAUGUAGCUUCUGUCAGUUUCAAUUUUUGUUUUAAUCCAUGUGGGACUUGAGCCAUUGCUAACUUCAAGUUUGUAAAAUGACUAGAAGAUAUUUUGAAUUCUUGAGGUUCAGAGACACAUACAGCAGAAAUUAAAGCUAAAGCUGUAUUUGACCUGAAGCUGAUGAAAAUGAGA
Molecule: messenger RNA, 404 nt
Organism: Vigna radiata var. radiata (mung bean)
Lineage: Eukaryota; Viridiplantae; Streptophyta; Magnoliopsida; Fabales; Fabaceae
Exons: 2
Coding region: 1-147 (48 amino acids)
Source: RefSeq, a predicted model, not a curated record